Messenger RNA from Quercus robur (English oak), 1245 nucleotides. RefSeq lists its product as uncharacterized. Lineage: Eukaryota; Viridiplantae; Streptophyta; Magnoliopsida; Fagales; Fagaceae. The transcript is spliced from 2 exons. The record is from RefSeq and is a predicted model, not a curated record. The coding region runs from base 1 to 1245 and encodes 414 amino acids.
AUGGACCUGAAACAAAGGUCUGGUCUCAGGAGCCUCCUCUCCAAUAGGAACAAAGGGCAGUCCUCUAAGGAUGUCCCGAAGGAGCAGCCGACCUCCAAGGCUCCUCCUCCUCCUCCUCCCACAUCAGAUGCGGCGCUGCAGCCUAUGCCCAAUUUAAGGCGAAAAAGGCCUGUGGGGGAGUUGGAGGAGGGUGAGGUUGGCCAAGAAAAAGCCAAACCUCAGAAGAAAGGCAAAGAGACCAAGGAGCCCAAAGAGAAGAGGACCAAGUCCAUUGAUAGCCGAGACGAGGCGGCUAUUCGGAGGGAACAACGAAUAUGGUCGCCGUGGCUUGAACUGGAUGGCGCUCCAAUUUCUUGGGAUGCAACCCUGUGGGAAUCCCAACGACGGGAGGCGUCAUUCUUGGCUGAGGCCCUGCAUCAGCCUCUUCUUUUACCUCGCGACAUGAAGGGGCUCCGGGAUACUCGACAACCAGAACUUUUCAUGUCGCUGAAGAGGGACAUGGCAAUGCAAAUCUUCGUUGCUGAGGAAUGGGCCAAAAAGGCACGUGAGGACCUUCAUAAUGAGGCUCAGUCCCGUUGCGCUGCCGAGAGGACUGCUGGCGACCUCAAGAAGGAGAACGAUAGCCUGAGCCAUGAAGUAAAGGAGGUAAAGAAGGGCCGAGCGAGCGCAGCGGCCGGCCUUAAAAACGCUACUAAGCAGGCUGAGGAUCUGCGCCUACAGCUCCGCCAGUCUGAGGAAAAUCUCUUGACAGAGAAGCAGGCGGUUUCAAAUCUCAAGGCCGAGCUUGCGAAGGUCAAGGAGGAGGCCCGUCUGGUUAGGGAGGCGGCCGAGAAAGUAGUAGCAGCCUCUUAUGAUCGCGGGGUCAAGGACACUGAGGUCAGGCUGGCCGAUGAGGUGGCUGUUGUAUGCAGGGAAUACAUUACCCUGUCUUGGGGUGUAGCCUUGGACCGGGCGGCAGUCCCAGUGGAUUCCGAUCUCAGGAAAGCUGAGAAUGUCUUUUUUCCUGAGGACAUUCGCGAGGUCCCUGACGUGGUUGCGCCUGAAGAGCCUCUCCCAACGAAGGCUUUAACCUCGGACUCUGCUAUGCCUAAAGCUGAGGAUAUGCAGCCGGCCGUAAAAGACAAGUUGCUCGAGGACAGUCUUUCAAUCAGGGAGGUUGUUGCACAGGCUAAGGAGACUGUUCCGAGGCCCCAGCCAGCAAACGACCAACCCGGGCCUGCUCAGGGAUCAGAUUUAGGAAAAUAG